AUGGACGCGUCUGGCCCGCCUGCAGACAGCCGGGACGCGGAGGGGGAGAAGGCGGCGCUGCACGCUGUGGUGCCGCCGAUGCUGUCAGCGGAGGAGGACGUGGAGCAGCCGCAGCGCAUGCAGCUCUUCAUGGCGCACCUCAUGGCGCACCUCUUCUGCUGCGGUACCCUCGCCCGCCCCCACUGCGACAUCCCCGCCGGACCCCCAGAGGCCAACGACCCGUCACCCCCUUCGCGAGGGUUUGUGCCCAUAGACCGCUCCAUGCCGCCCAUCAUCGCAGUUGUCCGCAACGACGGCGGGGACAGGCAGAGCGGGGGGAUCAAGGGUGGUGGAGAGCGGGGGAAGCGGGGACAGUCGGGAGUGGGAGAUGGGAAAGGGAAGAAUGCGUGGAGGACGCGUGAACAUCGUUCCGCGGCAAGAAGCGGUGGAGGACGCGUGAACAUCGUUCCGCGGCAAGAAGCGGUGGAGGAGAAGCGGGCGGGCACGGCUGCAAGGGGAGUGUGCGUGGGGGAGGUGGUGUGGGGCAGCAGCGCGGAGGAGGUAGGGCUGGCAGCCGCAUCACACAUGAGCGUGCGUGAGGGCGAGCACGUGGAACGAGGCUGUGCUGCAGGGGUGGGAGCGAGGGCAGCAGCAGGGCGAGGAGACAGUGCGGCAGCAGAGGAGCGGCGCACAGCAGGCCCGCUCUCACACGCGCACGCACAUCCCGCACCCACGUGUGCUGACCUGCCUGUGCUGGCCGCCGUGACGUCAGGGUCAGCCCCCACCCUAGGGGCAGCAGACCCCUGGUCAGACGCGCCCUUCAGUGUACCCUCCCUACCCUCCCGCUGCUCCCGCUGCCUCGCCUGCCCCUGUCACCUGCCGCCACCCCUGCCGCUCUACAUGAUGACGUGCACCUCUCUCUGUGGUGCCGGUGCCGGCCUUGUGCCCCCCUGCAUGCGUGGUGCGGCAGGAGGCACAGCGUUCAAUGCGGUGGCGGAGGAGCUGCACGAGUGGACCACCGCUGUGGCGCACGUGCUGCCAGUCUCCGAUGAUGGCGGCAGCACCGCAGAGAUCGUGCGAGUCAUAGGUGGGCCUGCCAUCGGUGACAUUCGCUCGCGCUGCCUGCGCCUGUCCGAUGGGUCCAGCCACGAGGCCAGAGCAGUGCGGCGACUGCUGGGACACCGCCUGCCACUGCACCCCGCGCAAGCCAAGGCAGAAUGGUGA
This is a messenger RNA of Closterium sp. Naga37s-1, 1203 nucleotides long. Lineage: Eukaryota; Viridiplantae; Streptophyta; Zygnematophyceae; Desmidiales; Closteriaceae. The record is from the annotation of a GenBank genome assembly.